Molecule: messenger RNA, 1131 nt
Organism: Polypterus senegalus (gray bichir)
Lineage: Eukaryota; Metazoa; Chordata; Cladistia; Polypteriformes; Polypteridae
Gene: pin1
Product: peptidylprolyl cis/trans isomerase, NIMA-interacting 1
Exons: 4
Coding region: 66-536 (156 amino acids)
Cellular component (GO): cytosol; nucleus
Molecular function (GO): protein binding; peptidyl-prolyl cis-trans isomerase activity
Source: RefSeq, a predicted model, not a curated record
AAAGCUCAAGUAGAGCGCGCUGAAGGGGGCGGUGACUUCAUGAGCGAGAGUAGAAACAUUCAAAAAUGGCAGAUGACGAGAAACUACCUUCUGGCUGGGAGAAGCGCAUGAGCCGCAGCUCAGGCCGUGUGUACUAUUUCAAUCACAUUACAAAUGCCAGCCAGUGGGAGAGGCCAAGUAGUGAUGAUAAGGGGGAACCUGACAAAGUGCGCUGCUCACACCUGCUGGUUAAACAUAACCAGUCUCGGCGACCAUCUUCAUGGCGCCAGGAACGUAUUACCCGAUCAAAAGAAGAAGCCCUGGAACUUAUACAGCAAUAUAUUGAAAAGAUAAAGUCCGGAGCAGAAGAUUUUGAGACUUUGGCUUCACAGUUCAGUGACUGUAGCUCUGCUCAUAAAGGUGGUGACUUGGGACUAUUUGGGAGAGGUCAGAUGCAGAAACCUUUUGAAGAUGCCUCUUUUGCGCUCAAAGUGGGUGAUAUGAGUGGACCAGUCUUCACAGACUCUGGCGUGCACAUCAUCUUACGCACAGGGUGAAAUGGGAGGCUCAAACUCUUACCUUUAAACCCCCCACCCCAUAUGCCCUUAGCCCUAUUUAACCAUUUUCUCCUCUAAACAGUUCAAUUAUCUUGGCCAAAGGUUCUGGUGAGGAGAGAAUAUAGCCUUUUUCCAGUUUAGUUUUUUAUAUAUAUAUUAAAAUUUAAGUAUUGACCAUUCUUUUACCCUGUCUUCCUAAUAAAUGUGUUAGCUGGCAAAAUUCUUCAAAUAAUAAUAGAAAUUAAUCAUUUGCCUUAAAAAUUUAACACCAUUUUAAAAUUAAGCCCGCUCCCAGCAAUGAGAAAAUGCCUUCCCUUGGCUUUAAAGGAACUGCAGCGAGCAGUGCUUCUUGAUGGGUUGCUCAGCAAUGCUUCCAUUUCACACGUUGUUUAAAGUUUUAAGAUGCUGCUCUUUUACCUAUAUGGUGAAUUACUUUGCAUUGAAAAUAUUGGCAGGUAUUGGGUGGGGUUAGGAAUAGUGGAGAAGCAGGCAUUCUGUUGGUGAAAGCUGUGUUUGUGUAGUCAUAUUUAGAAGUGCUGCCAUGUUACUUGUAAUGGUUGUUCUGAAUGACCAUUAAAAGAAUUUUUAAUCCUGA